GGUUUAAGAGGACCUGAAGGUGUGCCUGGUUUUCCUGGUCCAGAAGGUCCUCAGGGACCUCAAGGCUAUAAAGGCGAGAGUGGUAAGGAAGGUUCAACAGGAUCAAAAGGCUACCGUCGUGGUAACCCAGGUCCUCCUGGUCGUCAAGGUCCACCUGGAUUACCUGGUCUUAAAGGACGAAAUGGUCUACCAGGCCAAGGGGGGCCCGAAGGUCUACCUGGUAUACCUGGUCUUCCAGGUCUAGAUGGUAUUCCUGGAGAACCUGGUAAACCUGGAGAACAAGGUAAAGAUGGUUUACCUGGAUUACCAGGACUUUCUGGUUUACCUGGUGAUCAAGGAGAACCUGGAACCACAAUAGUAGGUCCUGAUGGUUUACCUGGCGUACCUGGUUUAGAUGGGUUACCUGGCUUGCCAGGAUUCCCUGGUGACAAUGGCCUCCCUGGUUUACCUGGUAUCCCUGGUGAGAGUCUAUUUAAAAUAGGUUUGCCUGGAUACCCAGGUCAGCCUGGUAACCGAGGUCAACCUGGUAUUCCUGGUAGAGAUGGUUUAGACGGUCCCCCAGGAUUCAAAGGUAAAACAACACCCCCUGUCAUUCUUAGUUUUAGUUUUAGAAUUAUGGAGUCAUGGAUAAAACUUCUUUAA
Molecule: messenger RNA, 642 nt
Organism: Lottia gigantea (owl limpet)
Lineage: Eukaryota; Metazoa; Mollusca; Gastropoda; Lottiidae
Exons: 3
Source: RefSeq, a predicted model, not a curated record